Cephus cinctus (wheat stem sawfly) is the source of this 5196-nucleotide messenger RNA. Its product is annotated as sodium-coupled monocarboxylate transporter 1. NCBI's taxonomy places the organism in Eukaryota, Metazoa, Arthropoda, Insecta, Hymenoptera, Cephidae. Gene Ontology annotation, cellular component: membrane. The record is from RefSeq and is a predicted model, not a curated record. Bases 2110 to 4395 code for a protein of 761 amino acids. Gene Ontology annotation, biological process: sodium ion transport; transmembrane transport. The transcript has 6 exons. Gene Ontology annotation, molecular function: symporter activity.
CCAUCAUUAUUUGUACAUAUGAAAACAAUCGGUUUUCCUGAAGUUAUCCAAAGAAGAUAAUUCAAUAAAUACAUACGGUUCAUUGAACUGAAGAUAUUUCAUAUGGUACGUUAUGCAAUAAAUUUUUUCGGCGUACGGAUACUAUUACUACUGGUAUAUAGAUAUGUAUGAUAUUAUACAUAUAUAUAUAACAUGUGUCGUAUGUGCAUCGAUAUCUCAGUGAUUAAUAUCAUUAUCAUAAUCUUCUAACUGUUUCGUAAUAACCUUUUCGCAAAUUCUUACAACUCCUAAAAGUUCAUUUGAUUCGUAUAAUAUAUUAAUUGCAGCAUUAAUUAUUUCGCAAUGUUAAAUAUAUUCGCGCGAUCCGUUUCCGCCACUGUAAACCUAUACCUCGCAGUGCACAAACUGUAAUUACAAAGAAAACAAAUCCUACUCUAACUUAUUCAUAAUUUCAGUACUUGUCACGGGCCAAUGCUUCUUAUUUCUCUUUGCUUUUCAGUGUCACCCGAAAGCGCACUUUUUCACAAACUAUAAGAUUUCCACGUAACGUAGCACCAUGUGAUUGUUAAUAUCGUUAUUAUGCACUGGAGCUCUGACGGUCACAAGAGAGACAGACAGAUAGACAUAAGGUUUAUUUGAUCGCGGAGAAAACUCCAUAGCGACUACAGGCAAGAACAUGCAAUAUUUCACCUUGCGAAAAUAGUAAGCAAUCGUUUUUUACAGUCAAAAGUUAAUUACACUGAAAAAAUUCCAAGAGUAACAAUAAACAAGAUAAGGUUAGUUAAUUUAUUAACGAAGUAAGUAGGUAAGACUAGGAGAUUAAAUUAACGUAAAUAUUUGGUGUGCAUCUGUUAACAAGAGUACACGAUCGCGCCAGACGUGUAAUGGCAUACGCAGGCUAGACCUAUAAGAUGGCUGGACCAGUGAGCGGAGAGGCUGCCAGCGACUCCUCGGAACGCAGGACUUUCAGGCGUACCAUUCGAAAGUCUGAUAGAGUUUCAGCAGUGGUGACAACAGCUGGCACAGAAUUCGAAAAUUGGAUUCCUGUGAUCAGAAAAGACCUAUCAAGUGUGACAGUCCGGGCUGGUGGACGAUUGACACGCCCGGUCAGUCCUACUGGCGUUGCGACGCCUCGUCGUACUGGGACUCAAAUGCAAUUUGCCCGUGAAAAAAGCAUAGGUAGCAUAGCACCAAGGUGCCUAUAGAAAUCACAUCCAAUUAGAAAAGGUCGACGAUUGGCCGAUGUGACCCAUCCGAGUCGACGUCUGUGAUGCCAAAUGUGGACAUUACGUGGCAGUCGAAGCAGAAAACGAACGCCGUUGUUUAAUGAUUGGGUUAACUUAUUUUCUGGCACUAGUAAAUUAUAGGUUGGCGCCUGGCGACAGUCGUCAACCAGCCGAAAAACUGCAGUAUGAGUCCCCCCAUUCAUACACGGAAGCCAAUUAUUCAAGGGUCAAAGACACUGGUGGCUCUAAGAAAAUCAAUGAUUUGACUGUAGACAAUGAGCUGUAAUACCUCAGAGAGAGAGAGAGAGAGAGAGAGGGAGAGAGAGAGAUGGGUCGGUAAUCAGAUGUCACUGUCGGAUUGCGCACUUUUGAUAUUGGCGUGACAAAAGAGGAUUUUCAUAAUGCGGGGAAGUCUGCAGCGGCUAGGAAGGUAUUAAGAUGUAGUGUCACUGUGGGAAGUAACAAUGAUUUGAAAACGUUAUAAGCUUGGAUGGGUAAAUUGUCUGGGCCGAACGCAGAGAGAGAGAGAGAGAGAGAGAGAGAGAGAGAGAACGCUAUAAGACCACUGCAUCAAAAACCAGUGUCACGUGGCUAAAUCGUAAAUCUGCAUGUAAAUAAAGAAGCAAAAUGAAAAGCAUACAAUAAAAGAAAGUAAAUCGUGAUCGAUUAUACAAUAUUAUAGGCUGGGACGUGAGUAACGCGGUGCACAAAUAUGCACGAGCGUGUGCGUUGCGGUUGGGGGGGAUAAUUAAUGGCCGAUUAAAGUGUCAUCGAGAGGAGCAAAUAUUUAACGAGUGACUUCUACUAGCACUCGGGAACCCGAAAGGCGGAGCUUAGAAGACGAUGUACGUGUGCCGCACGCGUCUCCCCUACCAUCGUCCGGAUGUCACUUACACCAGAGCCAAAAACAAACACCGCUCAGAAAAUUAGAUCAUCGGUUUCUUGGUUUUUUUUGGCGCUGUGGGGAGGGAGGAUUUUUUUUCGCGAAAUUCACACAAUUCCAUAUAUAAUCGAUCGUUUGAAUUUAUCGUCUUUCGUCUCUUUGUCUAGUCAUAUUCUUCGUAUCGGGAUUCUGCUUAGCGAUACUCACGUGCAUCGGGUAAUUCAAAAACGAGAAGACUUCGAGGUGGCCAUGAGAAACUCGUCGAUGGUGAUAGACUACUUGGUCUUCGUCGUCUUCAUAGUCGGGUCUUUCAUCGUCCCGCUGUGGGAGAAGUUUCGCACGAAGACGACGGAAACCAAAGCGGACUAUGUAUUCGCCUUGGGAAAGGUCUCCAUGGGCGCCAUGAUGCUGUCAAUCGCCAGGGGGACUCUCGGCGUCAGAUCGUUCCUUGGCUACCCUUCUGAACUGUAUUACAGGGGUAGCGCCAUGUGGGAGACUCUCUACGGGAUGCUCCUGGCUUACCCCAUCGUCUGCUAUAUAUUUGUUCCUGUCUACUACAGUCUUGGGAUUACAUCGGUCUAUCAGUAUUUGGAUAUGAGAUUCAAUUCCAAACUGGUCAGAUGUCUUGCUAGUUUCUCUUACGUGAUCCGCAGCUUACUCAAUCUUGCUGUGACCGUAUUUACUCCUUGCGUCGCUCUCAAUACUGUUAUUGGUCUUCCGUAUUGGGCCAGCAUCACUUCUAUCACUACGAUAUCGGUUCUCUUUACCAUCAUGGGAGGACUCAAGGCUGCUAUUCUCUCGGACGUCAUUCAGGGCCUCACUAUGAUUGGCGUAUCAGUUGCGAUAAUUAUACAGGGUGUCGUUGACGUUGGUGGUGUCGGACCUGUACUGAACGUCACUUACGAGCGAGGCCGUCUUGACUUCUUCGACUUCAACUUGGACCCGACUAUUCGUGUGACGACGGUGUCUGCAAUAAUUGGACAGCUGUUUAUGAGUCUCUCGGUUUUUGGCUGUCAACAAAAUUUCGUGCAGAGAUACUGCAGUAUGAAUAGCCAGAGAGAAGUUGUCAAGACUAUGAUGGGGAACGUUCCCGUGAUCACGGUUUUAUUUUCCCUCUCUUGGGUCGUCGGGAUGGUCAUCUUCGCCAACUAUGCGGACUGCGAUCCUAAGAGUCUUGGGUACAUCUCAAAAUUCGACGAGAUCGUCCCUUUCUAUGUAGAGGAUAAGUUCAUCUACCUGCCAGGAUUGUUGGGACUUGUAAUGGCAACGCUGUUCAACAGUGCGCUCACCUUGGCCGUGUCCAAUCUCAACUCUUUGGCGACCGUAACCUUCGAAGACUUCCUCGGACAGAUUCCUGCCCUGAGUGGACUCAAAGAUAAGCACCAGUUGCGCGCCAUUAAAAUUAUCGGCGUCAUAUAUGGAUUCAUCAUAAUGGGCGUCAGCUUCCUUGUCGGCAUGUUAUCCGGAGUUAUAGAAUCUUCCAUGCUGAUGACCUCAGCGACCUCCGGACCUUUGCUCGGUGUCUUCUUACUGGCCAUGCUGGUGCCCUGCGCCAAUUGGAAAGGGGCAUCGGCUGGGAUGAUCUUCAGCCACGUGACGACCCUCUGGAUCACCUUCGGUAGUCUCACCAUUACCAAGAACGUCGAGAUGCUACCCCUCUCGACCGAGGGAUGCCGCAAUGACACCAUAUCGCCUUUCGUCGUCCAACCAGCUACGAUCAAAUCGUACCUGACGCACCAUACGAACGUCACUUCUAGUUCAGCAAGUACAAUGAUGAUGUCGACGACGCAGAGCACGAUCCUUGGGUCCAGCGAGGAACUCUCACCUCUGGACUAUCUUUAUAGUAUCACGUAUAUGUAUUAUGCCUUUAUUGGCAGCUUCACUACUGUCUUCGUCGGCAUCGUCGUCAGCCUCUUGACGGCCGAUCCGAAGAACGACAUCUACGAGGAACAUCUUCUUCAUCCGCUUGUUCUGAGGUUGUCCCGAUGGUUCCCCGGUAAACCAAGGCUCUACGCCGGCACGAAGCAUCUGGACGAGAAUGAAGAUUCCACGAAGAGCAGUAAUUCCGCAAAUGUCAAUCGAAAUGUUAAUUCUGACAAUUCAAAUUCAAAUAAUGCAAAUGGCACUAAUAAUACUGGAGCAACGGAGAAGACAUUUCCGGGACGUGUCGGUGAGGAUGGGAAGAUCAAUCUGAACGAGACCUACGCGAAUAAGCUGAAUGCCUUUAAGGACAUCUCCCUUGAGGUAGCCAAUGAGAUAACAAAGGACUCGAUAACGAGGCUCUGAUGACAAGAUCAGUGCGAAAGUGACGCAACUAAGAAAAAUCGAAUUAUUUUUGCUCGAUUGACUCUCUUGCGCAAUUUCUUCUGUGCCGGAAGUAAACUGACCUUGAGUAUGCCUUGGCACGUACUUAAAUUCUCAUUAGUGCUAAUUAACAAAAAAAGAAACUGUCGCAUUGUGAAUUGGGACUAGCGAGCUGUAAGAUAUAGUCACUACAAUGUGUGAUUGUGUUGAUAAAUACUCAUCGAUUUCUUGCUGCGCGUCGGUAUCAUAUGACUGAGAAAUCAAAGUUCGAAGAAGCAGAAUAGAAAAUCGCGCGGCAAAUAGUAAUUAAUCAUCUGAACGUGUAUUCAUCGCGUAUUUAUAACGUUCGGUAUUAUAGAGAAAAAAAACUGGUAAUAGGAAAUCAGUUUUUUUUUUCAAGAUUCACGGUACAAAAAAGUUCUUUCUAGUUUUUGUUACACCGUGGCUGAGCCGUUACCCUUUAUAAUUUACCUUAUAUUAUGAAAUUAGUUUAGUCACUUGGUUAGGCGUCGACGCAUGUUUGCGAACUUGUUUGAUUUUUGUACGAACGAUAUCUACUCUCAUCCCAAAUUUCCUCGAUUUCUCGUGGAUAGUGCAUUUUAUUGAUUUUACGUAACCGUAUAUAUAGGACCCAGGACGUCUUCAGUGGCAAGCCGACCUUCAUCAACAUUCUAGCCACUGAAAGUAGCACUUCUUUUUCGUUUAUCUACUUCGCGAUAUGUAAAUAUUAUAAAUACGCAUAUGCUCAUUAAUAAAAAUAUAAUUAAAUAUAUAAAUUUGAAU